This is a messenger RNA of Drosophila gunungcola (fruit fly), 6125 nucleotides long. RefSeq names its product GTPase-activating protein (gene RasGAP1). NCBI's taxonomy places the organism in Eukaryota, Metazoa, Arthropoda, Insecta, Diptera, Drosophilidae. Gene Ontology annotation, biological process: regulation of GTPase activity; intracellular signal transduction. The record is from RefSeq and is a predicted model, not a curated record.
UCAGAUUUUGUAAGUUUGUCCCAAAAUACAAUUGUUUCAUUUCAAAUUGAAAUUUUGUGAUACGUAUUUUAUAAGUCGCAUAUGCCCGGGACUUUCCCUGCCGGCGAUCUCUGUUUCGGGUUUGCUGCUUCCGCUGCCAUUGGCGCCGGUGCAACAUGUGUUUGUUUGCGUGUGGGUGACCAUUUUCGUAUGUGUGCGUGCGUUCAUUCACAAAAUUUGGGAGGUGCGUACACUUGCCGCUUGAAAAUUUUAAUUUAGUUGCAUUUCGGCGGUGUUGCAUCAUGUUUGUUUUUCGGAGUGUGUCUAAACGUAUAUCUAGUAAAAAUUAUUUUCUUAAAUAAAAGCUUCAAUUAAUAUGUUAUUGUGCAAAAAGUUAUAAUUUGAAAUAAAAAUUAACAAUAUUUAUAACGGUCCGUUGGAGUUAUUGACAAAAGAUCGAUAAUCGGAACUAGUAAAUUAUCGAAAUUAAAACUGCAGGAUUUUAAUGUAAACCUUAUUAAAUAUCGAGAUAAUAUUCAAAGUGUAUAGUUAAAUUAAGUGUGCCGAAUUGUUUUAUAUCAGCUCUACAUACAGACUCAUUUAAAUGAAGAAUUUUAAAUUUAGAUAAAUAUUUACGCUGCCACACUACGCUGCCACACUUAUCUGGCUGAUCCAUAUUCCACUCUACGGUCACUCUAGCUUUGAUUUCCAUUCCGAAAGGUUGUUACGCGGACGCGUAAAACUUCGCGAAGCGAGUAAACUCGGAUACAUAGUCGAAGGACGAACUCAAACCGCAAAUAUUCCAAUAUUUCGAGCAUCCUGACGGUUUUAGUGCGUGACAAAAACGUUUGAAGUGACAACUACAUAUUUGUGCAGCCGAACCGAAGCAACAGGAAAAGUGCAUUUCGUGAGCGGAAAGUCGACUCAUUUUUCCGUCAACAAAGCUCAUAGAAAACUGCAACGUUGCGCCCCGUUUGAAAUAGAAAGUCAACUAAGCAUUUAACAAACCUUUUAUAAAGAAAUUUCCUGUGUUAAAAUACUCCCUACAUAAUUUCAUUAUACCGGGAAAACACAAUUUCCAAUCGCGUGCUGCAAGUCGUCAGUGGCCGACACAAAGCUGCCUGCUAUGAAAACGGGCGCACAAUGCUGCUGAAGAAGAAGCGCUAUAUGAACGACGAGCGAGACGGCGCUAUUGACUCGCUCGUCGCCGUCGAGCCAAGCAGCAACAACAACAAAAUGGCCGAUACACGCGAAGUGCGCAUUGAAGAGCAAUUAAAAGUGAAAAUUGGCGAGGCAAAGAAUCUGAGCAGUCGCAAUGCGGCCAACACCAGCUGCAGCACACAGGGCACCCGCGAUGUCUACUGCACAAUUGCCUUGGACCAGGAGGAGAUCUGCCGCACACCCACCAUCGAACGCACGCUGACGCCGUUCUUCGGCGAGGAGCACCAGUUCAAGAUCCCGCGUCGCUUCCGCUACCUUUCCAUCUACCUGUGGGAUAGGGACAUGAAGCAGGACAAGCCCAUUGGCAAGAUAGCGAUCAAGCGGGAGGAGCUGCACAUGUACAAUCACAAGGAUCACUGGUUCUCGCUGAGGCCAGUGGACCAAGACUCCGAGGUCCAGGGCAUGGCCAAUGUGGAGGUGGCAUUUGUGGAGGCCCAGCAGACCCUGUCGCUUUCGGAGAGCAUCGACCUGGGCCUGCCGCACCACGACAACCACCACAGCCACCACAGCCACCAGCAGCGGGCGCAUCUGAAUGAUUACAAGGAGAACAGCGAACUGAGCAACAUCCAGCGUGCGGCAGUGGCUGCGGCCGCUUCAUCAUCGGCGGCCAUGAGGCUAAAGACCCGAGCCGCCGGUCUGUUUGGCCACGUGCAUCCGCCAGCGCAGACACAGCAUAUUGCGACCAUCAAUACCACAUCCACAUCAUCGGAUCAGCUGGCCAAUUGGAAGUCACAUGCGAGACACGUGGGCGUGACAAUCAAAGUGCCCACUUGCGUGGAUCUGGCCAAGAAGCAGGGCACCUGUGAUCCCUUUGUGGUCUGCACCGCCCACUACAGCAACAAGCAGCAGGUGACCAGACGCACCAAGCAGCGCAAGAAGACCGUGGACCCGGAGUUCGAUGAGGCUAUGUACUUUGAUCUCCACAUCGAUGCGGAAGCGGGCAGCACCAACACCACUGGGAGUAAUAAGAGUGCUGGCUCCCUGGAGUCAUCCGCCAACAAGGGCUACGCUAUAUAUCCCCUGGGCGGGGCUGAUCUGGUGGAGAUUGUGGUGAGCAUUUGGCACGAUGCACAUGGGGCCAUGUCCGAUAAGGUGUUCCUCGGCGAAGUGCGACUGCCAAUGCUCAACAAGCAGGAGCAGCAGGCGGUUCCGCCAUCGGCCUGGUAUUAUCUGCAACCCCGCUCCAUGACGCACAGUUGUCGCUCGCUAAAUGCCACCCCCCGCUCGUGUGCCACGCCGCCGGGAACGAGAUUGAGCGUGGACUCGACGAUUGGAUCGCUGCGCUUGAACCUGAACUACACCGCCGAUCAUGUCUUCCCGCUGGCCACGUACGACGAUCUGUUGAACCUGCUCCUGGAGUCGGUGGACCAGCGACCCAUCACCGUGUCGGCCGUGUCGAUCCUGGGCGAGCUGGUCUCAGGCAAGACGGAGGUGGCCCAGCCGCUGGUGCGACUCUUCACGCACACGGAGCGCAUUGCGCCGAUCAUCAAGGCGCUGGCGGACCACGAGAUCUCCCACCUGACGGAUCCCACCACCAUCUUCCGGGGCAACACCCUGGUCUCCAAGAUGAUGGACGAGGCGAUGCGGCUGUCUGGCCUGCACUACCUUCAUCAGACCCUGCGCCCCGUUCUGUCGCAGAUCGUGGCCGAAAAGAAACCGUGUGAGAUCGAUCCCAGCAAGAUAAAGGAUCGCUCUGCGGUGGACACGAAUCUGCACAACCUGCAGGACUAUGUGGAGCGGGUGUUCGAGGCGAUCACUAAGAGUGCCGAUCGCUGUCCCAAGGUGCUGUGCCAGAUCUUCCAUGACCUGCGCGAGUGUGCGGGAAAGCAUUUCCCCAGCAAUCGAGAGGUGCGCUACUCCGUGGUGUCUGGCUUCAUCUUCCUGCGCUUCUUUGCUCCGGCCAUCCUGGGGCCGAAGCUCUUCGAUCUGACCACCGAGCGACUGGAUGCCCAGACGAGUCGCACGCUGACCCUGAUCUCCAAGACGAUCCAAUCGCUGGGUAACUUGGUCAGCUCCCGCUCGUCGCAGCAGACCUGCAAGGAGGAGUUCACCGUCCAGCUGUACAAGAAGUUCUGCACGGAGCAGCACGUGGAUGCGGUGAAGCACUUCCUGGAGGUGAUCUCGACGCCCAGCCAGGCGAGCAGCAGCGUUCAUCCGGCGGCGGCGGCCACGCCACUGGAACCAGUAUUACUUAAAGAGGGCCUGAUGACCAAGUACCCCACAUCCCGGAAGCGCUUCGGCCGGCAGUUCAAGCAGCGCUACUUCCGCCUCACCACCCACACGCUGAGCUACGCCAAGUCGAAGGGCAAACAACCCAUCUGUGAUAUACCGCUCCAGGAGAUCGCCAGCGUGGAGCAGCUGAAGGACAAGAGCUUCAAGAUGCAGAACUGCUUUAAGAUUGUGCACAACGAUCGCUCGCUGAUUGUGCAGACGACGAACUGCGUGGAGGAGCGCGAGUGGUUCGACCUGCUGCACAAGAUCUGUCUGAUGAACUCCAUCCGGAUGCAGUACUUCCAUCCCUCGGCCUUCGUCAGUGGCUUCUACAGCUGUUGCGGCCGCUCGGACGAGAAUUCGCCGGGCUGUAAGAACUUUUCGGACAAGGAGAUGGACUACUUCCAGAUGGAUUUGGUGACUGCCCUGGAUCCACCGCUCGACCUGCAGCGCAUCCACACGCUGAUCAUGUCCAACAUGAGUGUGCUGGAGUCGCUGCUGGAUCCGCUCACCUACCACCAGCACUUGCCGCAGACGCAGCACCAGCAGCACAAUCCCCUGGUCCCGCUGGCCACCGAUCUGCAGAAGCAUUCACCGCAGGCCUUUGCGGAGUUCAAGCGAACGAUCGAGAAGUUGAGGGAGAAGGCGUAUGCCAUUGAUCGCGACCACCGGGACUACAAGCAGGGCAUAACGCGGCAGCUCAAGUAUGGCAGCAGACAGGCUCCGAUUGGCGACGACAACUAUUGGCACAUGAUGCGAGCCGCCGGCCAGCUGAAUCAGCAGCACCACCAGCAGCAGCAGCACCAACAGCAGCAGCAGCAACAGCAACUGCAACUGCAGCAGUUCCAGCCGCAGCCAGUGCUGCCGCAGAUGCAGAAUGUGCGAGCGUAUCCCUAUCAGCCAGCUACGAGCAACAUGAACGCCUACUAUCUGCACAACCUGCAGCAUCAGCAGCAGAGAUUGCAGUUCCAGCAGCAGCAGCAGCAACAACAACAACAACAGCAGCAGCAGCAACAUAACCAGCCGAUGCAGCAGCAACAGUCGAUGUUCCAGCCGCUGCGCAGCCACCAGCUGCAGCGCCACAAUAACAACUUGAACAACAACAACUGCGGCAAUGCCUCGUCCUCCAGUCCAUCGUCGACGACCUCCAGUGUGGUGGCUGCACCGCCCAGCACCACCUCGUCGUCGCAGCCGGCGCCACCGAUUUAUUAGCGUUCAAGGCUGUGCGUAUUCGCCUUGCCGCGGGCCAUCAUCACGACCAGGUGAAGCGGGAUACGCAUCGUAGUGGCAGCUUGGAUACCGAGGAGAAGGAAGCGCCCAACCAGGAGACGCUGCUGUACAAACAGUUUUAUGUGCUUAUUUCUAGGCUCUUUUUUUUUGUAUAAUUUUUAACGAGUUUAACGUUGUAAAGGUCUAGAUUAAGUUUUUUAAUUAACAGAUUUUUAUACACCAGAUUUUAACGGUACCGCCUACACCAGCAACAACAACAACAAGAUGAAAACAAACAAUUAAGAAAGCGAAAUCGAAAUCGAAAUAUUUAUAAGCCUAUUUAUUUUUGUAUGUGCUAACAUUAUUUAUACACGCAAACAAAACACCCAAUAUGAAAGGAGCAUUUCUACCCUUGUGAGCGCAAAGAGGGCAGAGAACCACUGAAAACUGAUUACUUUGUAAGCCUAAACUACUAAAAACUCCAAAAUUGCUAAGAUUUUUUAAAGCCUAGCCUAAGUUGGGUACCAGCGUAAUGAAUGAUGAGUAGCGAAAUGAAACGAUGUAAAUAGCAGAAGCACGCGUACAUAUCCCACUAUAUGUGCAUGUGUAAUAUAAACUACAUUAUACCAGUUAUUUUAGGCGUAGCGAAAAUUUCUAAAAACUAUCUAAGCUAGGCUAACUGUUGCUUAGAGGCGACACAAACAAGAAGCAAAUAAUUCUAACAAAAUGUGAACGCUAUAUACAACAAACAAACAAAAACUGCGAAAAACGAAAAAGCAAAAAAAAACAUACAUCUACAUGUAUAUUUACUUUAUAUAACUGUCAUACAGCUAAUGUUAAACACACGAUACGUAUUCGGCAAACUGUAGAAUACAAACAAAAAGCAUUGUUAAGAACAAAUUUACUUCCAUUUUGCAUAUAUACACAAACACACACACACACACACGCAUACAUACAUUAAACACACGCACACCUAUAUUUAUUAAAUGCAUUUAAUUUCAUGUUAAACUUAAAAAAAAAGAAAAGCGAGUAAAUUGUUAACGCAAACACGAUUUGGUUAGCUUCGACCUUCUUCCACCGAUUUGUUUCCAAAGCUCUUCCAAUAUUAAUUACACGUCUAGAACUUAUGUUAAAUAAUCUUAUUUUUGCCAUAUUUAGUUCAUUGUUCAUUGUUCAUCCAUCGCAUUGAAAGUGUCUUCCUCCGCCGCGUUUAUUCAUAUUGCCUUUUGUUUAUGCAUUCCAAUUAAUUGUGCAUUUCUUAAUUCUAAUAUCUGCAUGAUGUACAUAGAGAUACGACGAAAUGGAGAAACACGACGAGAUGUUGCUAUGAAUUUAAUUUGUUUGCAGUUACCAACUUUAUUCAUUUACAAUUUCAGUUGCAUUUUAAGAGCAUAAUUUUAGUUUACUAUUACGAUGCCUAGCUCCUAAGUUGUUGGUACAAAGAAUCGAAAAUAUACAUUUCUAGAUAUAUUUUCAAGCGAAAAAUAAAGCGUAUCGCCAAUGGA